AAUGAGUGUCGACGAGUUGGAUAGAUCGAUUCGACAAUAUAAGGAACAGCUUGAUCAGAUUGCACAAGCCUUACAACACACCCGCGAUGCAGAUGAGCGAAAGGAAUUGAAUAAACUGAAGCAUGAUUUGAUUGAGCUGUUAGAGCUAACGCUGGAAACGCUCGGUCCUACAGCUGAUGAAGACUUCACAACGAACCCUGAGAAAGAUAAUGGAGCUUCAACAACAGCAAAAACACCAUCGGUCGAUUGUAUGGAUGACGAAUUUGCACAGUUCAUGAAAGAGAUUAAAGAACUGCCAGCCGUGCCGAAAGAAAAUACGGAAACGAAUUCAACCCCACCAGACCCAGAGUCGCAUGAUGAGCUCGAUUUAGAAGGAUUAGUUGGCAGCAAAUGUUCAGCGCCUCAUUUGCACACUUGGGGAUCAACCACUUACCAUAAUGCGAUGGUAUGUAGUGUCGAUGCCUCCAAUCUGGCAGAAGCAACGGCGAAGGUGCUUUUCACAAAUCCUACCCACCGGGAGAUGAUACCUUGCAGUUACUUUCUGGAAGGCGAGUGUCGCUUCGCCGAUGACAAAUGUCAUUAUUCCCAUGGGGAAGUUGUCCGUUUGGACGAGUUGCAUGACUAUCGAGAACCACUGUUUGAACGACUGCGCCAAAAGGGUAGCCGAGCGCUGGUAAAGCAAUCCUCCCGCCUCUGGUGCAAGGGCACUGUACUGGAGGUGGACUUUACCGAAAAGCGAUGUAAAAUUCGACUAGAGGAAGGUAAACGCGAACAAGCGGACGUACUGUUCGAAGAUCUUUUACCACUCGACGACGACGAAGAGCAUGGUUCUUCGCCACGAGACAGCACUUCAGAUGACGAUUCUAGUGAAGAGGAUGAAGAAGCUGUCCGGAAGGCUGAAAUGGUUGCAAAAAGUCUUUUUCAACCAGCACCCGAUCGACGGUUAGGCGAGUGGGAGGAACAUACACGGGGCAUCGGGUCGAAAAUUAUGCAAAAAAUGGGUUACGUCGUUGGAACCGGGCUUGGUCGGGAAGGGGAAGGCAUUGUGCUUCCGGUCAGUGCACAGGUAUUGCCGCAGGGUCGGUCACUGGAUUACUGUAUGGAGCUUCGUGAACAGGCGAACGGUGAUAAGGAUCUGUUCAGUGUGGAGAAAAAGCUCGUCCAGCUGAAGAAGCAGCAGGAAAGGCGGGAUGCCAAGGAUUAUGAGCGUCGGGCCAAGGCAGACAAAGCAAAGGAUGUGUUUAGCUUCAUCAACGAGCAGGUGUUCAGUGGAGGCGAAAACUCAAAAGCAAAACCAUCGACCCGGCAGGGUGAGCUAUCGAGACACGAUCUUAAGGAACAUUCGUCCAAAAAUUUAAACAUUGCCAGUCUCAAGCUGUCGGAAGAAAUACGACGAACGGAAGCUGAAGUAGAGCGUCUUAAAAUCGCACUAACGCGACACAAAGCAAGCACACCGGCAUCGGACAAUUUACGAAGGCAGAUCGAUGCAAAGCGUGCGGAGAUCUCGCGCCUACAGGCAUCAGAAUACAACAUUUCCAAGGAGCAACAGAUGCGCACAGACAAAAAGAAGAUGACGAUAUUUUAAAA
Anopheles maculipalpis is the source of this 1587-nucleotide messenger RNA. RefSeq names its product zinc finger CCCH-type with G patch domain-containing protein. Gene Ontology annotation, molecular function: metal ion binding; RNA polymerase II cis-regulatory region sequence-specific DNA binding; DNA-binding transcription factor activity, RNA polymerase II-specific. The transcript has 2 exons. NCBI's taxonomy places the organism in Eukaryota, Metazoa, Arthropoda, Insecta, Diptera, Culicidae. Gene Ontology annotation, cellular component: nucleus. The coding region runs from base 2 to 1585 and encodes 527 amino acids. Gene Ontology annotation, biological process: regulation of transcription by RNA polymerase II; negative regulation of DNA-templated transcription. The record is from RefSeq and is a predicted model, not a curated record.